AUGUCUGGGACCAAACAAUUGCAGGAGGGCUCCUGUGUGGAUGCUAGUGGCGAGGAGUCUGCUGGAGAGAUGACCUGGGAAAAGCCCGCUUUCGAUAAUGAGGCGCCAAAUUUGAAAUGUCAAAAUCCUCGGCUGUUGCGAAAGAGGCGCACUCAUUACAAUUCCAUUAGCCAUGCGGGUGUCAACGGUUUAACUUUGGCUUCCGGAAAUUCGACAUCUAGUGGCGAUGGUCUGCUCGUGACCACUCGAGGUCCAUAUGGGAAAAACAGCAGGAAGUCUCGGAAUGGCUUCAGACAGACGUCGAAGAAGGCUUCGGACAAGGAUGUAUGGAUUCGCGUCGGCGAUGAACUGGAUGAGCUGGAACUAGAUCACGAUGAUCCGGAUUAUGAGUCAGAGGAAGAGGUUAGCCCCGUUGUCAUUGAGUCUGUUAAAGCCGUUCUCUCUGAUGAGGAUUUUGAAGAAUUCUUUUCCACUCUGGUCCAUGAAUAUUAUGAUCACUGUAAAGUCGAGGAAGUCAUUGAUGGCCUGAAGGAUGUCGCAAUGACUCCAUUGCAGCGCAGACGUCUGCCUGUUUUGGCAAUCAAUCUUGCUUUGCAGCACAAAAUGGGGCAUUGUGAACUGACAUCUGAGCUUCUAUCUGCCAUGUGCGGUAAAGUUAUAAGCAUGUCCGGCAUGCAGCAAGGCUUUCAGCUACUUCUGGACGAUAUGCCUGACAUCGUUAUCGAUGUUCCCAAGGCUCCUGAGUACGUCGGUCGUUUCAUUGCUCGAGCCGUUGCCGAUGAUAUCUUGCCGCCUAAAUUCGUUCAGCAGUGCAAGGAGGUGAAUGCUGCGAUGCCUCCGGCGGGCACUUCGCCGGUGGUCGCUGACACAGCUCACCCUCCAGUUCGAAUAGCGUCUCGUCGCGAUAGUGCUAGUAUUUCUGAGAGUGUCGGCGCAAACACGCGAAGCAGCUCCGGAGUUAGCUCUGGCUGCAACAGCAGUGCUCACGCGACGUCUUCUGGUGAUGCGCCUGCAAAUUACGCCUUACAGGCAAUUAAUAAAGCAGAGGCUUUGCUCACGCUUAGUCACGCAUAUCGUCACUUGGACAUCGUUUGGGGCAUCCCUCCCAAUGAACGGGUUACCACCAUGCUGAUGAAGCAGAUUUACUGCAUACUUCUAGAGUACUUGCGAACCGGCAGUUUUGAGGAUGCGCUGUCAUCGCUUCAGGAGCUUGACUCACCUCAUUUCCAUCAUGAAUUGGUUUAUCAGGCCAUUCUCUUGGUUUUGGCUCGUGAAGCUGAUGAUCAUGUGUCGGAUCGCAUGCUUGAAUUGCUUGACACGCUGUGUCGCUCGGUAGUUAUCAGCUUUGACCAGCUGACGAUGGGUGUGAAGAGAGUUUACGCUGAGUUGCCUGAAUUGCACCAGGACUUGCCCAUUGUAUACGUCCUUCUUGAGCGUUUCUUGCGUGCCGCGGUUGCGAAAGGUUUUUUGCCUCAAAAGCUCGCGAACGAGAUGCCUUCUAAGUGA
Hydatigera taeniaeformis is the source of this 1506-nucleotide messenger RNA. NCBI's taxonomy places the organism in Eukaryota, Metazoa, Platyhelminthes, Cestoda, Cyclophyllidea, Taeniidae. The record is from the annotation of a GenBank genome assembly.